UAAAUCUUCCUUUCUAUAUCUCGCUAUGGUUUUGGCUCUCUCUUCUGCUUGCCGCCUUGGACUAUUCUAUUCUCCCUUGAACAGCCACGAAUGUCUCUGCCAUUGUCAUUCAACCCUUGCAUCCAAGCUACUUGGACGAUGAGAUAAUCCCUCUGACUUUGCAACUUGAAGAGUCCAACGAUCACGCGGAGACACGCAAGGGAAAGUAUCCAGUCAACGAUGUUCCAGAUCUCGAAGUUGCAUGUGCAAACUACCUAAUGGAAAUCGAGGGUCACCUGCCAUCCCUCAUGGAUGUCAAGUUAGCCCACAGUAUUUCCAAAUGCGGUAGAUCUAGAUGCACGAUCUAUCGCUCAAAUCACCACAGUGGAAGCACAGGCUAUGGAAGACCGCGGCGUUGCGCUGCGAAUGAGCAAGGAUGACCCAGACCUCGAAGCUCCUCCCCCGUACACUGAGGAUAUCCGUAACGAAUAUCUGGAGGAUGAAGUCCUGCGGCGGCUCAAGCUCCUUCUUCUCAGUGAUGAGACGAGCUAUGACGACAACGAAAGCGAAAUUGGCCCUUCAGCUCCCUACACCCAACGUCAGGCUGAAGCAUUGGGAAAAGUGUCCCACCAGAAUUUCGAGUGCUGUGCCUGCCUGUCUGAGUCUCUGGGGGGUUCGCUGAACCAGAGUCUCACGCCUCGAUCAAUUUUGACGAUUAUAUCCACUCAACUUCCCCCCAGUUUUCUUACAAACAUGGAUGAUCCAAAUGCUUCAGGGCCAUCGAAGGUUAAACUGAAACGCAUCUCCAUGGCCCUAGAGAAUUGCAGUGCAUAUGUAAGGAGCCGCGGGAUGCUUGGCCACAGCACAACUACCAGAUGACAGAACAAGAUGCAAUGAAUCU
This is a messenger RNA of Aaosphaeria arxii CBS 175.79, 880 nucleotides long. RefSeq lists its product as uncharacterized. The record is from RefSeq and is a predicted model, not a curated record. Bases 379 to 858 code for a protein of 159 amino acids. Lineage: Eukaryota; Fungi; Ascomycota; Dothideomycetes; Pleosporales. The transcript has a single exon.